Ylistrum balloti is the source of this 4037-nucleotide messenger RNA. Its product is annotated as receptor-type tyrosine-protein phosphatase alpha-like. The transcript is spliced from 25 exons. Gene Ontology annotation, biological process: protein dephosphorylation. Gene Ontology annotation, molecular function: protein tyrosine phosphatase activity. Lineage: Eukaryota; Metazoa; Mollusca; Bivalvia; Pectinida; Pectinidae. The record is from RefSeq and is a predicted model, not a curated record. The coding region runs from base 30 to 2783 and encodes 917 amino acids.
CCGUGUAUAUUCUUGUUUUAUUUUUCGACAUGAUGCAAGACUGUGGUGAUAACACAUACCCAUCACACAGGGAAACAUUCUGUCAACCCUGCCCAGAUUAUUGUGCUGGCGGAUGUGACAGUUCUGGACAAUGUAUUGCUUGUAAACAAGGUUUCUACGGACCACAAUGUGAAAUUCAAUGCCCGACCCAAUGUGAAUCUAACGUCUGUCAGAAGUCUAAUGGAUAUUGUACAGCAUGUAAACAGGGUUACUACGGAUCUAAAUGUUUACAUCAAUGCAGGACCUCCUGUGACCCUUAUGGCUGUGACCAGGAUAAUAGUGAAUGUACAAAAUGUCCAGAAGGCAGAUACGGCUCAUGGUGCCUUAAGAAAUGUCCAUACAGCUGUGGCGAUAGCACAUGUAACAAGACAAACGGAAAGUGUUCUGAUUGUAAAUUUGGUCAUUUUGGUCCAUCUUGCUCCCCGUGUUCGGAAAAUUGUUUGGAGACAGAUUGCAAUUUCAGUGGUCGCUGUACAGCUGGAUGUGCUAACGGUACAUAUGGAGACAACUGUAGUUUGCCUUGUUCAGAUCACUGUACGACCUGUGCCCAAGAUGGAGGACAGUGUUUAACUUGUAUCGAUGGUUAUUACAAUACUUCGUGUUCGAUGGUUUGUGGUAACUGUGAAGCACCACGCUGUGAUAUGGCAACAGGAUUUUGUGAGAAAUCAUGUCUGACGGGUUGGACCGGUCAGCGUUGUGAUGUCAAAGAAGCCAGACAGUCGGGAGAUGAAGGCGGUAAUAUAGGAACGUACGCUGGAGGAGGAGCAGCUGUUGUUCUGCUGAUUGUUGUGAUCAUAGUAACAGUGUGUUUAGUCAAACGAAGAAGAUCGGCCUUGUCCAGAGAAAGCACACCAGCGCCUCCAGUACUAUACGAAAAGGCACAAUCGUCAAACAACUCAAACAGGCAUUCAGAUGAAACGAAAGGACAAGUAUAUGUCAACAUUGCCAACAGAAAUGUACAAGAAAAGCCAGAAAACCUAGAGAAUGUUUACUACAAUGAAGGACCAAUUGGUUUUCCUGUCAGUAGGCUCAAGUCAUUGAUUGCUGAAAAAAUGGCAAAUGAAGAAAAGAAAUUCAUUUCGGAAUUUGAAAAAUUCCCAUUAGGAGCCAUUCAUCCACACACGAUUGCGGAACAGAAUAAGUCUAAAAAUAGAUUCAAAUCCAUAUUUCCGUAUGACCAUUCAAGAGUUAUACUUGACGACCGUCUAGGCGAAAAAGGAUCAGACUAUAUAAACGCCAACUACAUAGACAGCGUAGAAGAAAGACAAGUCUAUGUUGCAACCCAAGGACCCAUACGGUCAUCGACCGAUGACUUUUGGAGAAUGAUCUGGAUUCUUAACUCUGGAAAGAUAGUGAUGCUUACAAAUUUAGUAGAAGGUAUAAAGGUAAAAUGUGUCAAGUACUGGCCUGACGAAGGGGAUCCAAUGACAACAAAAACAUUCGACAUAACACUCCAAAGGGAACGAGACUAUGCUUCCCAUGUUGUGAGGAAUAUCACGCUCAUCGAACGAAAGUCAAAGGAAAAGAGAGAGAUUCAACAGUUUCAUUUCACGACAUGGCCAGACCACGGGACGCCGAACACGUUAGAACUUGUUCUGUUCCAUCGUCGUGUGAAACUUCAGAGAACUGACCUUCCUGGCCAAAUGGUUAUUCACUGCAGUGCUGGUAUUGGAAGGACAGGCACGUUCAUUGCCCUUGACGCUUUGUUGGAUUUCGGUAAAAAGUAUGAUCGCAUCGACAUCCGACAUUUUGUAGAUACGAUGAGGAAGGACAGAAUGAACAUGGUUCAAACAGUGGAACAGUACAUUGCUCUUCAUGAAAUCCUGUCUGAAGCUUUUGAUCUUCAAGAUACCCUUAUAUCGAAAUCAGAGUUUGUUACACUGUAUCAUGCUCUCUCGCUGACGGGACAACCUCAAAACCAGACAAAGCUGAGGGAUGAGUUCAAAUUGAUGUUGGAUCUCAAACCCGAUUACAAGCUGGAAAAAGACUUCUUGGCUUCUUCACUUCCAGAAAACGGUGCGAAAAACAGGACGAUGCGAAUAUUGGCAGCGGAUAGAUUCAGGGCUUUUCUCGAAUCAUAUCCUUCUAACCGGAAUGACUAUAUCAAUGCUGUCAUAACACAGUCUUACACGUGCAGACAAGGAUACAUCGUUACUCAGUUUCCCCUAACGGACACCAGAGCUGACCUCUGGACCCUUGUGAUGGACUACCAGUGUGACACAAUCGUCAUACUCGGGAACGAAAAGGACCCCGGACAGGAUGCACAAUGGAUACCGGAAGGCAAAAUCGGCAUUGAUAUUGGUGAUUUAAACGUAAAGCAAACGGGCUCACCAACUGAGUUUAAUGACGUGGAUGUAAUGGAUGUUUCAAUAAAGAGAAAGAAUGUAAAGGCAGCUCAUAGUUCGAGAAUAUUCCGGUUGAAGGAGUGGACAACAGAAAAACAGUUUCCUUCAUCAAAACAAUCCAUACUUCACCUUCUGGAACAGGUGGAAAGCAGACGCCGGUCAAGUGGGAAUAAACCUGUUGUUGUCAUGUGCAAGGACGGGUCAACCCAAUGUGGACUAUUUUGCCUUAUGGCGAACACCCGUGACCAGAUCAAAAUGGACGAGGAAGUGGAUGUAUUUCAGGCUGCACGACAACUUCUUAUCAGGCGACCAGAGUUUUUGAGCAGUUUUGAGCAGUAUCACUUCUGCUAUGCCCUCUUGAAUGAUUAUCUAGAGGCAACCGACGUGUACAUCAACUAAGAAGAUUCACGGAGUGACAGUGAAUAAAACCUGGAGACGGAAAAUUCGAUAUGAGUCUACAGAAUCUGCAAUAGUCCCAUAGCUAAGUCGUAAUUGUACAAUAGAGUGCGACUCUUUUUCAUUAGCAAGUAGAUUAUACUACAACUAGCUAGCGACCGACUACCGCAAUGCAAAUGCGUCUUUAUUUGACAAAAGUGUAGACUUUUACUAUCGACUUGUAAAUAGUUUUUUUCAACUACUUAUAUACCACUGCAAUUCACAUGAAUUGAUACUUCGCAAAAAGAGCAAGUGGAAAUAUAUGCAUUCAUAAGUAUUAGUCAAAGGUUCUACUACUUAAGAACUAAGUGGUAUAUUAGUGUAGGUAAAUGUUUAACACUUGUUUGCCUCAGAACAUUAGCGCCUUGUUAUCUCAAGGGACAAUAUACUUUACUGGUUUCUUGUUGUAAAAGAGAACAUAUGUUGGUAGUUCCAAAAAUAUGUACACGAUGUUAACGCCUAAUAACGUCUCCGUUUGAUGAGGUUAUAACCGAAGUAGAAAGAUACUUCAUAACUAUGGAUACUUAAUGGUAAACAGUUGUGAAACCGUUAUGUUACUUCGAUAAAGCUGUACAUAAAAAACUUAUAUAUAUUCUCAAAUCAUUAUAUCAUUGUUAUUGUGUUGUGCAUGCUAUAUGAAAUGUGUAACAAAUGGUAUUCUCAGUAUAAGUUUGUAUUGAAGACUUAACUAUUUACAUGCAGACACUUACACUAUUGUUUAACUGCAUACAUUGGCAAAAUGAUAUUUAGAGAUAUGUUUUCAAUGUUUCCAUGUUCGCAAUUUGCUAUGUGUUAAAUGUGAAUGUUGACUAUAAUUUACCUAGAUAGCAUUUGCAUCAGACCAUUUUUUAACCUUUUAAUUAUACACACAAAGAAAUAUUACACUUAGCUUUAAUGAUUUAAACUAAUUUAUCGAUGCACAUUUACACAGACACUUCAGUCGCUAUUUCAUUGUUUAAUGUAAGGGUCACAUAAAACAUUAGUCAGUGAGAAUCCAGGGUGAAAAAAAUCUUAAUCUUAAGAAUCUAAUACCUCAAAACGUUUUGAAAUCUUAUAUCUGCUCAGAAAUUAAAAAAAAUGCUUAGCCUGUAGUCCUUUCGUUAGAUUUUUAAAAUAUGAAAUCAGGUUUGCUUGGUUACAUCACAUUUAAGCUUUUUAAUAUAAUACCAUAAUUAAGACAAUAAUUUCUAUACGAUGAUGUGUUAUUUGACUAUACAA